CCCGGCCUCAUCUGGAUGAUGCAAUUGAUUCCAUUGCGGCUAUACACAGAUUUGUCAAAGACCCUCAGGCAAAUCUUCCAAAUUAGUACUUCCGACCAAUCACGCAACUCCAGGACAACUUGAACCUCCCAUCAACAUCAACAUCAACAGAGUCGAGACUCAGCAAUACCGCCUUUGAUGCGCUUUGUGCCGACUCUCUCACGCUUCAUCUUUACCCUCUCCAAUCUCGCUCGUGUGAAAUCCCCGCUUCGGAUUCGACAGCCCGCUCUGCAGCCGCUUCGCCUGCAAUCUAUGUCCAGCAUUCCCUUCCUGAGCGCGCUCUUUGGUUCAUCGUCUAAACCAUCAUCCAACAUGACUUAUCCCGACCAGCGAAGUGAAGAGGAAUGGCGCGCCAUUCUCAACCUAACACAAUUUCGAAUCCUCAGAGAAAAGGGAACUGAAGCUCCCGGCACCGGAGAGUAUGACAAGCACUACCCCAAGGAGGGCGUCUACACCUGCGCCGCGUGCGAUGCGCCCCUCUACAAGGCCGCCACCAAGUUCAACUCCGGCUGCGGCUGGCCGGCGUACUUUGACAGCAUCCCCGGCGCCGUGACUCGGCAUGAGGACCGAAGCUUUGGCAGCGUCAGGACGGAGAUUGUGUGCUCCAACUGUGGCGGUCAUCUGGGUCACGUCUUCAAGGGAGAGGGGUUCCCCACGCCUACUGAUGAGAGGCAUUGUGUGAACAGCAUCAGCUUGAAAUUUUCGCCCGAGGACAAGGUUGUGGAGAAGAGCAGCAAGGCAUGAUGGAUGU
Molecule: messenger RNA, 790 nt
Organism: Trichoderma citrinoviride
Lineage: Eukaryota; Fungi; Ascomycota; Sordariomycetes; Hypocreales; Hypocreaceae
Product: methionine sulfoxide reductase B
Exons: 4
Coding region: 352-783 (143 amino acids)
Biological process (GO): protein repair; response to oxidative stress
Molecular function (GO): peptide-methionine (R)-S-oxide reductase activity
Source: RefSeq, a predicted model, not a curated record